UCCUGAGAGGUACUCCUGAAGUCUUCAGGUCUUACAAUGAGGGAUAUUCUGCAGCUGAUGGUGGUGCUGUUCUGUCUGCCUGGGACAUGGGCUCAAGGAGAAAGUGAAGAAGCUCACCAAGGCUUACAGACAAGUGGCCAGACUAGCACGGAUAUCUGGGUUGAGCUGAGAGCUCUGAGAGACAUGGUGGUGGAGCAGAAGGUGGAACUGACAUAUACCAAGGCUGAACUGCAAACCCAGAGAGACAAAGUGGCUAGUCUGGAGAAAGAGAAUGCACAAGCUGCAGAACUGGCAGCCCUGGUUUGCAGAGUGACAACCAGCGAGAAGGAUGUGACAGCUCUCAGGGAGGAGCUGAAUCUUUCUAAGAAUGAACUACUGCUCAGCAAGAGCAGAUUGGAUAACAUAGAGAAGGCAAUUGCAGGCUCUCCAAAGGUGGCUUUCUCUGCUGGUUUGACCACAGCAGGAAAAAUUGGACCAUUCAAUAUCGAAACACCACUUGUCUACAGUCGAGUCUUCACAAAUAUUGGCGAGUCUUACAGCCCAAUUACAGGUAUUUUCACAGCACCUGUCAAAGGAGUCUACUACUUCAGAUUUACUGCCUUCAAUAACAAGAAGGGAGAAUGGAUGGCAGUGAAUAUGUACCAUAAUAGUCAGAGAAUGCUGCACAACUCUGAGUUAUCUGAUGUUCAUUCAUUUAUUGCAAAUGCAUUAAUUCUACAGCUGGAAAAGGGAAGUGUGGUCUAUAUGCGUCUCCACCAAGGCAAUGGUCUUUAUGAUAAUGCUAGCACCUGGAACACCUUCAGUGGUUUUCUGAUGUUCCCUCUGUGACUUUCAAAUAUAAUUUCAUAUUUCACCAAGGGUUUUAAAAACAUUGUGAAAAAAUGUAUCCUAUGUCAGCAGUUGUAAUUUCACUAUA
Messenger RNA from Scomber scombrus (Atlantic mackerel), 916 nucleotides. RefSeq names its product cerebellin-1-like. The record is from RefSeq and is a predicted model, not a curated record. Bases 37 to 828 code for a protein of 263 amino acids. Lineage: Eukaryota; Metazoa; Chordata; Actinopteri; Scombriformes; Scombridae. The transcript has 4 exons. Gene Ontology annotation, molecular function: protein binding.